Molecule: messenger RNA, 1298 nt
Organism: Durusdinium trenchii
Lineage: Eukaryota; Dinophyceae; Suessiales; Symbiodiniaceae
Source: the annotation of a GenBank genome assembly
AAAAUUAACAAGCUAACCAACCAACGAACCAACUAACAAACGAAGCGAAUAUAUGAACAAGUAACUAAGGCAUGUAAGUGUGUAAGUACAUGAGCCUGUGAGUGCAUGAGAAAAAAAGUUAAUGUAAACGCGAGUGUGUGAGAUUGCUGAAGAAAGAAUAAGCAAGGUGUGUGAUAAAGCAAGCAAGGAAGCAAUUGAGUUAGUAGACAACUUGAGUUGCUUUCAUUACAUGUCACUGUUCGGUCCCACUUUGUUCUACAAGCGAACACAUUUUGCACAUGGCCACUUUGCUAGGGUGUCGUGGAGCAGCGCCCCGUUUUGGUCUCCUUUUGGGCUCUUGGGCUGUUGAUUGCUGCCUUCGCUGGAGGUUUGCCGGUAGACCCUGUAUCACAAGAAGCGUACACCACGAUGCUGCAACAGGCAGAAGUCAUCGACAGUCGAGAGUUGGGUCAGCAAGCCGAAGUAGAGCUUGAGAAGGCUGAAUCUGCGUAUUAUUCAAAGAGCGGCCUUUUCAGCUGUGACGAUGCUUGCCAGAAAGCCUAUGACAAGGUGCAGAUGGCCAGAGCCGAAGUAAGACGAGUGCAAGACCACAGAGAUCGUGUGCUUUCAGAGGGUCGGCACGAAGUGGGCAUUUGGUCAUCCUAUGGUGUGCAGGAUGUUCGCAAUAGCUUUUGGAAAGCAUGGCAGUCUGGUAAGGAUUUCGCCUCUAGAUUGACCUUCUACAAUGUUCUGUUCUCCGUUGGAGCUCGUGACGAGUCUUUGUACAUCAUGAUUUUCCGUGUCAUCAUGCAGUAUGUGGUUAAUCUGACCAUGGGCCUGAUUGGUGCCUUUGGCUUCUUCUUGUACAAUAUGUACUACUUGAUACUGUCCUACGGUGCAUCUUUCUUCUCCGGCUUGGCUUUUUUCUUGCUAGCCACAGUGGCGGGAUUGUCUUUGCUUAGCACAUAUUUGUGUAGCUUGUACGCAGUCGUCGCAGGAGGUGGGGCAAUGAUUGUCCAGCAAGCAGCAAGGCAUGCUGCGCUGGAGAUGAGCAAACAGGCUCCUCUCCAAGAGCUUGACGCGAAACCAGCCAAAAAGGCACCGCCAGGAGCUACUCAGAGGCGUUGUCCAGUUUAGGGCUUGUGGCUCAGCCACAGAAUAGCUUUGCUGCUGCACACGACUAGCGGCAUUUGGAGACAGAGCUGCCAGACACAAAAAGAACCUGCCAACAAGGAUGGACGGUCCCAACGUCCAAAGUUGUUAUUUGAUUUGUUUCUGCUUCUUGACCUGCAGAGCUACAUAUUUGAAUGCAUUGCCAC